Alnus glutinosa is the source of this 2258-nucleotide messenger RNA. Its product is annotated as DELLA protein GAI. The transcript has a single exon. Gene Ontology annotation, molecular function: DNA-binding transcription factor activity; sequence-specific DNA binding. Bases 301 to 2082 code for a protein of 593 amino acids. NCBI's taxonomy places the organism in Eukaryota, Viridiplantae, Streptophyta, Magnoliopsida, Fagales, Betulaceae. Gene Ontology annotation, biological process: negative regulation of seed germination; regulation of reactive oxygen species metabolic process; jasmonic acid mediated signaling pathway. The record is from RefSeq and is a predicted model, not a curated record. Gene Ontology annotation, cellular component: nucleus.
UUUUUAAAAAAAUCGUUAUAAUUUCUAAAACCGAAAAAGAAAAUCCCAUUAUUAUGGCCUCUGCUUGUUCCUUAUCUCUUCCAGCCCUAGCUCCUCCUGUUCCUUCAUUGGACCUCCCACCCAUCUCAACCCCUUCUUAGAUAAAAGAGAGAAAAAAAGAGGAAAAGAAUUCCAACGAACCAGUCUAAAACAAGAACCCAAUUGGUCACCCAUGUGCAAAUUCUAACUCGCUUUGCUUUGCUUUGGGCAUUUUUGUUUUGUUUUGUUUCGUUUUUUUUUUUUGAGAAUCGUCAGAGAAAGAUGAACAAGAGGAGCCACCAGGAAAGCUCCGGUGGAGCUGGCUACGGUGGUAUAGGAAAGGGCCAAGAAUGCUCAUCAGCGUCGUCUAUUGGCAAGGCUAAGAUGUGGGAGGAAGAGCAGAACGCUGGAGGAGGAGGCAUGGAUGAGCUACUGGAGGUGUUGGGGUACAAGGUCAAGUCCUCGGAGAUGGCUGACGUGGCGGAGAAGCUGGAGCAGCUGGAGAUGGUCAUGGGCACAGCGCCGCAUCUCCCCUGCGAUACCGUCCAUUUCAAUCCGUCCGAUCUUUCUGGGUGGGUCCAGAGCAUGCUCACCGAGCUCAAUAACCCAGCCGCCAAUCUUGAUAUUCUUGAUCCUCUUCUGCCUCCUGCUGAAUCCUCCUCCGUCAGCACCGUCGGCUUUUCCAAUUCUCACCAGCAACAGAUUGAGGCCACCCAGUCCUCCCGGGUCUUCAACGACGACUCCGAGUACGAUCUCAGAGCUAUUCCUGGCUCUGCUGCGUACCCACAAAUUCAAGAGGAGGACAGUAACCGAAAGCGAAUGAAAACUUCAAGUGGGUCUAGUAAUUCUGCGCCACCGCCGACACUACUGCCAUCUUCUUCGCAAACAAUUGGCACUGUGGCCGAACCGACUCGGCCAGUGGUUCUGGUUGACUCGCAGGAGACCGGUGUCCGACUCGUCCACACCCUCAUGGCUUGUGCGGAAGCAGUCCAAGAAGACAACCUGGAGCUCGCGGAUGCUCUCUUCAAACACAUCGAAGUGUUGGUGGCGUCGCAGGCGGGCGCCAUGGGAAAGGUCGCCGCGUAUUUCGCCGACGCUUUAGCUCGCCGGAUUUAUAGAAGUUACCCACAAGAUUCUCUCAGCUCUUGCUACUCCGAUAUCCUGCAGAGGUACUUCUACGAGACCUGCCCUUACCUCAAGUUCGCGCAUUUCACUGCCAACCAAGCGAUACUAGAAAAGUUCGCGACCGCCAGCAGGGUUCACGUCAUUGAUUUCGGGUUAAAGGAAGGGAUGCAAUGGCCGGCACUCAUACAAGCGCUUGCAUUGAGGCCGGGCGGGCCACCGGCCUUCCGGUUGACCGGAAUCGGCCCGCCCCAGCCGGACAACACUGACGCUUUGCAGCAAGUGGGUUGGAAAUUGGCGCAAUUGGCCGGCACCAUUGGCGUCGAAUUCCAUUUCCGGGGCUUCGUCGCCAAAAGCUUGGAGGACAUCGAGCCGUCCAUGCUCGAUAUCCGCCCCGCCGAAACCGAGGCCGUGGCGGUGAACUCCGUGUUCGAGCUCCAUCGCCUGUUAGCUCGGCCCGGCGCGAUCGACAAGGUGUUGUCCUCGAUCAAGGCCAUGAAGCCCAAGAUUGUCACCUUAGUCGAGCAGGAAGCCAACCACAACGGGUCGCUUUUCCUGGACCGGUUCACGGAGGCCUUGCAUUAUUACUCCAGCCUGUUCGACUCGCUGGAGGGGUCCGGGUUGGUGCCGCCCACUAAUGACCAGGUCAUGUCCGAGAUGUAUUUGGGAAGGCAGAUUUGUAACGUUGUGGCCUACGAAGGGGCCGACCGAGUCGAGCGGCAUGAGACGCUGACCCAGUGGCGGGCACGGAUGGGUUCGGCAGGGUUCGAGCCGGUCCACCUGGGGUCCAACGCGUUCAAACAGGCCAGCAUGUUGUUGGCCUUGUUUGCGGGCGGUGAUGGGUACAGGGUGGAGGAGAACAACGGGUCUCUCAUGCUUGGGUGGCACACUCGGCGGCUUAUCGCCACCUCGGCUUGGCAACCCGCUAUAGAUUCUCAUUGAGUCAACUCGGUUCAAUGAGUUUACGCAACCGAAGGAGCGAGUGGGCGUACUUGUCUGAGAUGAGUGGGUGAGGUAAAGGUUAAAAACCAAUCCAAGUGUGUAAUUCCUCUUUCCCUAGCCCUUUUUUAUUUUUAUUUUUAUUUUUUUUCCUUUUAAUUUAAUAAUUUGAUUUUUAA